Hyphopichia burtonii NRRL Y-1933 is the source of this 2195-nucleotide messenger RNA. RefSeq lists its product as uncharacterized. The transcript has a single exon. The coding region runs from base 85 to 2022 and encodes 645 amino acids. Lineage: Eukaryota; Fungi; Ascomycota; Pichiomycetes; Serinales; Debaryomycetaceae. The record is from RefSeq and is a predicted model, not a curated record.
CCGAAUCAAAGCCGAAAUUUUUUCGUUUUUAAAUUUUUUUUCAUUAGAUCUUAUAACUUGACUAAACGAAUGCAUAGCUAGGCAAUGGCGAGUAUACAGAGGUUGUGCCAGGUGGUACGGAGCACCGGUGGAGCCACUGGGAAGCGGUUUUUGGCGUCUUCUUCGUUCAGUAUAAAUGAGACUAGCGUAGCUGAAGAAGAUAUUGCAUCCAAUGAAAUACCUAGUCAAGUUAGACCAAAUAAGGUAAAUAAUGUUCUUAAUAAUACAGCAUCCAAGCAGUUUCUUGAUUCGAUUUCGUCGGAUCAUAUCACGUUUGCCUAUAUACCGAGUCCAGAACUUGGAUCCCAAGAACAGGUCAAGAACGAGAUUAGAAAAUUAUUGAAUACUCAACAGUAUGAAUCUUUACUAAAUAUCCUUUUAAAAUUAACUUCUAAGCAUAAGGAGGAUGUUGGCUCAUGGCAGAAGAUACUAAGUUCUCGAGAUUUUGCAUAUUACGUUCGUUGUAUAAUUGAAAAACAGAUUAAGCUGAUUCGUCAAGUGGCCGAAUAUAGAUUAGCUGAAAGAAAAGGAUAUUUAGUUGAGUCUAAAUUGAAAGAGUCCAAAGUAUUGAGAGAUGGUAUAAGACAAUUAUAUGCUAAUUUGUUAUAUCCAGAAUCCAAUGAACAUCUUUAUUCAAAAAAUAAUCGAACAAAAAAUUUCCAAUUACAAUUUUUAAAUGAAUCAUUAUUCAAACCAAGUGUUUUUGAUUAUGAAAAUUUAAUAAUGCUUGAAUUAUAUAACGCCAAAUUGGACUUGGCGUCUAAAUGGAUAUUGAGGUUUGAAGAACAAUAUCCCAGGGGAGAAUAUUUGAAGCAUAUGACGUUAACCUUAUGGAAUUUAAAACUAAAAGUAUACUGUGGAGGAAGUUCAUUCUUGUGGAAAAUACCCGAUAAUGAAAUUAGUUUCAAUAAGAAGAAUUCAAGACAGUCGACUUUUUUCUCUGAAAAAAAUUGGAUUUUAGUUUUCAAUGAUUUUUUGAAAAGUCAAAAAUUAUUCGGUAAUGGUAACGGGAUCUUAAAUAAUGAAUUUAAUGAAACUUUGAUUUACUCAAUUGGACAUUCGGGUAACAUUGAUUAUUUAACAAAGUAUAUUGAGAAUGUCUGGGGGAUUGAUUCAAAUGGUAACUUAAUACCUAAUUUCAAAUUACCUAAUUCAAACGAUUCAAUCUAUCCAAAUAUCAAUAUUUUAAAAGCCAUAGUUACUUCAUUGUCUUAUAAUAAUGAAUUUUUCAAAUCAAUGGUUUAUGUAAACAAGUUUCAGGAAAUUUAUAAAUUAGAUCUAAGUGGAUUAAAAGCUAAAAAUUUGUGGGAAAAUAUCUUUAAAUGGUCAGAGUUAAAUACUAGAUUUGACAAAGAAAGAGCAUUGACCCAUUUCAUUAAACAAAAUUCAAAUUCAAUCUUAGCUUCUUCUAAGAAAAAUUUCAUCACUUUAAAAGAAGCACAACAAUCGGUUGAUUUCAACUACGAGGGCUAUCUCAACUAUAUCAAUGAUUUACAAUCUAAAAGAAAUAAUACCUUAUCCCAAUUAUGGAAUCUUUAUACGGAAACUCAAAGAUUUUUCUCUCCGGAACCUUAUAAGAUUUACUUUGAACAUUUGAAUUCUUUGGAUGAUGUCACUGAUGAAUAUUUCAACUUGCUUACCAUCCUCAUGAAGCAUUAUCAUCAAUAUAAUGUUUCUGCUCGUUCUUUCAAUAAAGUUCAUUUAAAUGUUAAUGAUACCGAUAAAACUAUCUACGGCUUAUAUGAACGUGUCAUUCAAAAACUAAUUGACUUGAAAGGAUUUGCCGGCUACACCGGUCAGAUCCAACUCAUCAUUGAUAAUUGGAGUUUAAACGACGAAAUGCUGCUCAACUUGAAUAAAUGGAUUUCAUCCCAAUUCCCAAUUUAUCAAGACCAUUUGAAUACAAAAAGAUUGGAAAUAAUGGCUCAACAAAGAUCCGAAAAAGAAGACGAUGAUGACGAACUCUUGGGUAUCAUGUCUUAACCUUACGACCUACAUAGAUAACGAUUUAUCCCAUUAAACGAUUGCAACAACCUUAUAGUGUAGAAUUAGCAGCUAAUACUAAGUCGUGUGCGCGUGGCCAAACCCACCGAAACCAAAAGAACGCCAACUCGAAAAAAAAAAAAGCGAACACCUCAUAAUUGGAAAAGAUAACC